Molecule: messenger RNA, 1961 nt
Organism: Durotheca rogersii
Lineage: Eukaryota; Fungi; Ascomycota; Sordariomycetes; Xylariales; Xylariaceae
Exons: 2
Coding region: 20-1402 (460 amino acids)
Source: RefSeq, a predicted model, not a curated record
ACCUCGUAGACAAGCUCCAAUGGUAAGUGAAACCAACUCCCUAGCCUCCUUUCCACCUCUCUCCCCAUUCACCUACUCUGAUGGUAACGCCGCGGUGAAACGUACACAGGCGCCCCCCGUCGGCAAGAUCGCCGUCGCGGCGACUCUCGUCGGACUCGCCUUCUUCGGAGCCUCCAACUCCAUCGUACCGAUGGCCCAGAACGGGCUCGGCAAGGUGCUCCGAGAGAACGCAUCUCCCCCCUCCUCCGCCGCUUCCGUGGAGGGCUGGGCGUCGCGCAUCGGCGCGCCGGCCCCUUUCAAGCGCUCCUUCACCGGAUACGCCGGGGCGGACGCGCGGCUCUCGUUACUCGUCGGCUUCUUCGCGUCGCUUAUCGACGACCCAGGCGCCGGAUGGGAUGCCUGGGCGCUGUACGCCUGGGCCGCCACGCAGCUGGCCGCCGGUUGGACGGCGCUGGUGCUCGAGGGCCGCCGGGCUGGGAACCGCGGCCGCGCCGUCGUCUCGUGGAUCGCCGCGCUCGGGGUCCUGUUCCAGAUCCUCUCGUGGACGCUGAUCGUCCCGCUGUGGCUCGCCGCCCACCUGUUCCUGUCGCCGGUCGCGAGGUUGGGCCAGGGCAAGAAGCAGUAUGGGAGUGAGGCGGCGAGGGAGAGGGGCGACGAGGCCCGAAAAGCCCUCUUCGUGUAUCUUUGGGACCUCGCGCUCAUCCCGCUCGCCGUCACCCUGACGUUCAUUGCCCCCACCAUCGCGAUGAGCCUGCCCAGGCUCCUAGGACACAGCGCUGCCACUCAUUAUAACCUGAUUGCGUUCUGGCAAGCGUUCCCAGUGUGGACCAUCUUAACCCUCAGCGUCCUGCACAACGCGUGCUACUUCCUGUUCGGGAGCCUAAGCCCGCAGGACAAUUCGGGAAGGCCGACGUCGCUAGGCAAGGGCUUCUUGACGGCGACGGCGGGUGUGUACCAGUUCGGGCUGACGGUGUCCUCCGCCGCUCACGCGCCGCUCCUUGCCAUCUCGCUCCUCCCCGCGGGCGCGCGCGCCGCGCUCGCGGCGGCGGUGCCCCCGCGGCUCGCCCCCGUUGUCGAGCAGGUCGCCUUCGCGCGGGCAUUCGCCGUCUCGGCGCCGCUGUCCAUCGACCCGACUGCCUACGGGUCCGGUGACCUCUCACCCCUUGUCGUGCGCUUUCUGCAGUACGACCUGUACACGGGCGGCGCGGCGCUGCUGCUGUGGGCCUUCUACCUCAACCGCAGCACGGCCGGAUCCCGCGUCGGCUGGGGCCGGGCACUCGGCACGACGGCGCUUUGGGGCCUGGUCGGCGGCCCCGCGGCCGCGACGCUGGCGCUGCUGUGGCAGCGGGACGAGAUCGUGAGGGAGGGCGAGGAGGAGGACGAGACGAAGAAGCGGACAUGAAGAGUGGGGUGUCGCCCCCCCCCCACGGGGUAGGUAGAUAUGCACACCCACCCAUGCCUAGAAACAAAGUCUUGACGAGAUGAUCUCACUUGGAUUCGACGUUGUAGGAUAGGAUACAUAGAGGGAAGUGUAGCAAUGGCGUGCGAAACAUGCAAAAGUUACUGUGCUUGAUUUUAGUACGGUUUGGUGAGUAGGUCGACUUCAUUGGCAGCACUUGGAACUCUGAACUGCCGCAAACCUGUAUAGUACCUAGAGAACAGUCUCAUCAGGUAGGCGGGCGGGGUGUAGGUAUAGCUACAUGUCAACGUGCGACUUUGAAUACUGCUCCGACGGCACGAUCGUAUACGGCCCAGGCCUGGCCACAGGCAACCGACUCGCAUUUCCAGGCCGAUACGCGCACGAUGCGGCCGAAUGUACCUAUCCGUCUCCGUAUCGUUUCGACAACUAAUAGCUACCAAGAAUUCCCCUCUUCGCGCUACCUCUCGCCCCGUCUCUCCAUCCCCUCCUUUCUUUCCCUAUUCCCUCUCCUCCCCCUUCUCCUCCUCCCCCCCCCUCUUCU